This is a messenger RNA of Colletotrichum paranaense, 798 nucleotides long. RefSeq lists its product as uncharacterized. The transcript has 5 exons. Lineage: Eukaryota; Fungi; Ascomycota; Sordariomycetes; Glomerellales; Glomerellaceae. Gene Ontology annotation, biological process: mycotoxin biosynthetic process. Bases 1 to 798 code for a protein of 265 amino acids. The record is from RefSeq and is a predicted model, not a curated record.
AUGAACUUCUUCAAGGCAGACAAGUCAACACAGUAUGUGUCUGUAGAAGAGAGCUCGGAGUGUAGUGAAGACCAGCUGCCUCUGCGAAGGAGGCCCUCGUCACCGAUUGUGUCGGUUUCUAGAUCUUAUUACUUUAUUUCGUUGCUUUUAUUUGCCAUUUUUCCUGUACUGGUGAUUGCCUUGUUUGUUCUUCACACUCGGCUAGCGAGUGCUCGAAUCGACAGCGGCUUUCUUAAAGGCUUCCCAACCGAGUUAGUACGUUUCACUGGCGGCCUUCACUUCUACAAGAAUGGGACCUUGUACCGUGAGGUAAUUGAAGGACAGCCUCAAUAUGUCGGGCCUCCAUCGCCAGAGAUUGAUGCAGCAUGGAAGAGUCUGCUGAAAGGCCAAUACAUGAAUCUUGUUGGGAGCGAAGCAUCGAGCAUGGUCGGGCGCACGUGGAAAGACAGCCAUGGGAACUAUGAAGUGGCAUGUGAUGCAUACCCUCCAUUGCGUGGUAAAGUACCUCAGGCCCGUGAUAUGUCUGCCGCGAUGACUAACACGUCGAAGAACAAAGUGAGGAUGGCUCUGGAUCCAGAUUAUUACAAGGAGGAGGAAAGCCCCAGAAUUCAUAGGAUGCACGUCGACCACUGCCUUGACUAUCUUAGGCAGACGGUACAAUGCCACGGUGACCUGACUCCCAUGGUUUUCAGCUGGUCGGAUGAUGCUGGCAGGGUUGUUGCCGACUGGAAAGAACCUCACACAUGCCGCAACUUUAACCGUGUUCGCAGUUGGGCUGAAGACCACUUUCGGCCAUGA